Molecule: messenger RNA, 1363 nt
Organism: Oreochromis niloticus (Nile tilapia)
Lineage: Eukaryota; Metazoa; Chordata; Actinopteri; Cichliformes; Cichlidae
Product: Fc receptor-like protein 2
Exons: 5
Coding region: 222-866 (214 amino acids)
Biological process (GO): cell surface receptor signaling pathway; immune response
Cellular component (GO): external side of plasma membrane
Molecular function (GO): transmembrane signaling receptor activity
Source: RefSeq, a predicted model, not a curated record
GUUCUUUGGAGAACAGCUGGUUUAUUCUCCUGCCCUUUAUCUCUCUGGUGUGUCUCUUCAAGCUAAAACAAAUAGUAGGCUGCAGAGAGAUGCUACCGCUUGUGACUGAAGUGGAACCCUGUUGGGCCUCAGUCACCACAGAAACACAGGAAGAGGAAGUUCUGAUAUAAGAAUAUAUCCUCAGUUCAGUCUGACUCUCACACAGUCAGCAGCAAGACAACAUGGAGGUCAGAUUUGCCACCAUCAGACUCUUGAUAAAUGUUCUGAUGCUGUUGGUUAUAGUAGUCGAAUACAGUGAUUCUCAAACAUACUAUUCAGGUUUUCCUCAAGUUGUUCCAAACAAACAGCAGUUCUUUCAAUCAGAACCUAUCAUGAUCAGCUGUGAAGGGCUAAAUGGGCUGAUUGGAUGGAGAGUGAUGAAAAAGACAAAAGGAGAUGUUAGAACAUGUGCUCCACUCUGGAAAACAUCCACUGGACCUUGCAAUAUUAUUAAUGCAUAUCCAUCAACUGACAGUGGAGAAUACUGGUGUGAAUAUGAAGAAAAACAAAAAAGCAACUCUGUCAACAUCACUGUAUCUGAUUUAGAGAGUCAUGUAAUUCUGGAGAGUCCUGUCUAUCCUGUGAUUGAGGGAGAAAAUAUGGCCUUGCAUUGUAGAAAAAAGGAUUCGAACUCCAACUACACUGCAAAAUUCUAUAAAAAUGGCAUCUCCAUUGGGAGCAGCUCAUCAGGAAACAUAAUGAUUCCUACUGUGUCCAAAUCUGAUGAAGGACUCUACAAAUGUAGUAUUGCUGAUGCUGGAGAAUCACCAGAGAGCUGGCUUAACAUCAAAGGUGAGCUAUACCUGUGUGUUUUAAAUAACAGUUGAUACUUUUGUUAAAUUUUGUUUUAGCCGAAACUAAUUAUCAGACAGCUGAUAAUACCUACAACUGUAGCAUUUUGAGACUCAAGGUUUUCUAAAGUCAGAUUUUGUGAUAUUGACUGUUGUUUUUUCCUAGCAGCUCUUAAUUGUUAAUUUGGUUUAUGUAGCAUUUAGAAUAUUGUAAAUGAAAAUAUAUUUGAUUGAACUGGUGAAUAAGAAUCACUUUUCAUUUCAUUUCAAGGACAUGGGCUUUCUCAACCCACCGGACUUAUUGUGCUGCGCUCCCUCGGUCUCAUUUCUUUGUUGGGGACUUUUCUUCUGUCGGUGGGACUGCCACGAUAUUGGAAACAUAAACUGUCAACAGAGGUACUCAAAAAGAAAAAUAAAGUUUUAUAAAUUUUAGAUUUACAUUUCAACUGUUCAGUUAUUACAGACAUCCAUCUUUAAUAACCUUGACACAGUGCUAGUACAUCCACAACUAACUUCUUUUGUCAAAAUUUCUG